Molecule: messenger RNA, 6458 nt
Organism: Tachyglossus aculeatus (Australian echidna)
Lineage: Eukaryota; Metazoa; Chordata; Mammalia; Monotremata; Tachyglossidae
Gene: ASTN1
Product: astrotactin 1
Exons: 24
Coding region: 1-3906 (1301 amino acids)
Biological process (GO): neuron cell-cell adhesion; neuron migration
Molecular function (GO): protein binding
Source: RefSeq, a predicted model, not a curated record
AUGGCUUUAGCCCUGGUGGGCUCCCGGCUGGGCGCCCUGCUGAGCUGCUGCUGGGUCCCUGCGGCCGUCCUGGCCGCCGCCGCCGCCGCCCAGGGGGACGGGGACCCGUCCAAGGAGCUCGAGUGCAAGGUCAAGACCAUCACCGUGUCGGCGUUGCCUUUCUUGCGGGAGAACGACCUGAGCAUCAUGCACAGCCCCUCCGCCUCCGAGCCCAAGCUGCUGUUCUCCGUGCGCAACGACUUCCCCGGGGAGAUGGCCGUGGUGGACGACCUGGAGAACACCGAGCUGCCCUUCUUCGUGCUCGAGAUCUCUGGGAACACAGAGGACAUCCCCCUGGUGCGCUGGAGGCAGCAGUGGCUGGAGAACGGCACCCUGCUGUUCCACAUCCACCAUCAGGACGGGUCCCCGAACCUGCCCGGCCUAGACCCGACAGAAGAACCCCAGAGCGAGUCGGCCGAAGAAGAGCUACGGAUCCUGCACAUCUCUGUCAUGGGAGGCAUGAUUGCUCUGCUUCUCUCCAUCCUGUGCCUGGUGAUGAUCCUCUACACACGCCGGCGGUGGUGCAAGCGGCGCCGGGUGCCCCAGCCCCAGAAGAGCGCCAGCGCCGAGGCAGCCAAUGAGAUCCACUACAUUCCGUCGGUGUUGAUCGGCGGGCACGGGCGCGAGAGCCUGCGCAACGCCCGCGUGCAGGGCCACAACUCGAGUGGCACCCUGAGCAUCCGCGAGACCCCCAUCCUGGACGGCUACGAGUACGACAUCACCGACCUGCGACACCACCUGCAGCGUGAGUGCAUGAACGGCGGGGAGGACUUCGCCAGCCAGGUGACCCGCACCUUGGACUCGCUGCAGGGCUGCAAUGACAAGGCCGCGAUGGACCUCACCCCAGGGAGUGACAAUGCCAAGCUGUCCCUGAUGAACAAGUACAAGGACAACAUUAUUGCCACCAGUCCAGUGGAUUCCAAUCACCAGCAGGCAACCCUGCUGUCCCACACGUCCAGCAGCCAGCGUAAACGGAUCACGAACAAAGCCCGAGCUGGAUCUGCAUUUCUCAAUCCUGAAGGGGAUUCCGGAACCGAGGCAGAUAAUGACCCACAGCUGACCUUUUACACGGACCCAUCCCGGAGCAGGCGGCGAAGUAGAGUGGGCUCCCCGCGCAGUCCCGUGAAUAAGACCACUCUGACUCUGAUCAGUGUCACCAGCUGUGUGAUUGGCCUGGUUUGCUCCUCGCACAUGAGCUGUCCCCUCGUGGUCAAAAUCACCCUUCACGUCCCGGAGCACCUGAUUGCCGAUGGAAGCCGUUUCAUCCUCCUGGAGGGCAGCCAACUGGAUGCCAGCGACUGGCUGAACCCAGCCCAGGUGGUGCUAUUCUCUCAGCAGAACUCCAGCGGGCCAUGGGCCAUGGACCUCUGUGCCCGGCGGCUGCUGGACCCCUGCGAACACCAGUGCGACCCUGAAACUGGUGACUGCCUUUGCUACGAGGGUUACAUGAAGGAUCCGGUCCACAAGCACCUCUGCAUCAGGAAUGAGUGGGGCACCAACCAGGGACCCUGGCCUUACACAAUAUUUCAGCGCGGAUUUGACUUGGUCUUGGGGGAACAGCCUUCAGAUAAGAUAUUCAGGUUCACUUACACCCUGGGAGAAGGCAUGUGGCUGCCCCUGAGCAAGAGCUUCGUCAUCCCACCUGCUGAGCUGGCCAUCAACCCCUCUGCCAAGUGCAAGACGGACAUGACGGUGAUGGAGGAUGCGGUGGAGGUCCGAGAGGAGCUGAUGACUUCCUCCUCCUUCGACAGCCUGGAGGUUCUCCUGGAUUCCUUCGGACCUGUCCGCGACUGCACCAAGGACAACGGUGGCUGCAGUAAGAACUUCCGCUGCAUCUCAGACCGCAAGUUGGACUCCACCGGUUGUGUGUGCCCGUCGGGACUCAGCCCCAUGAAGGAUGGCACCGGCUGCUACGACCGCCACGUGGGCGUGGACUGCUCCGAUGGGUUCAACGGAGGCUGCGAGCAGCUCUGUCUUCAGCAAAUGGCACCCUUCCCCGAAGAUCCCACAUUGUACAAUAUCCUGAUGUUCUGUGGGUGCAUCGAGGAUUACAAGCUUGGGGUGGAUGGGCGCUCUUGCCAGCUGAUUGCAGAGUCCUGCCCAGAGGGAGGGGACUGUGGUGAGAGUCGGGAGCUGCCUAUGAACCAGACGUUGUUUGGCGAGAUCUUCUUCGGCUACAACAACCAUUCUAGGGAGGUGGCCCCCGGCCAGGUGCUGAAAGGAACAUUCAGGCAGAACAACUUCGCCCGGGGCCUGGAGCAGCAGCUACCAGAUGGCCUGGUGGUGGCCACAGUGCCCCUGGAGAACCAGUGCCAGGAGGAGAUAUCGGAGCCCAUGCCGGACCCAGACUUCCUGACGGGGAUGGUGAACUUCAGCGAGGUGUCCGGGUACCCUCUCCUGCAGCACUGGAAAGUCCGCUCUGUCAUGUUUCAUGUCAGGCUCAACCAAGUGACCAUCUCACAGGCCCUCAACAACGCCCUCCACUCUCUGGAUGGGGCCACCUCCCGAGGAGACUUUGUGGCCCUGCUGGACCAGUUUGGGAACCAUUACAUCCAGGAAGCGGUCUAUGGCUUUGAGGAGUCCUGCUCCAUCUGGUACCCUAACAAGCAGGUUCAGCGCCAGCUGUGGUUGGAAUACGAAGACAUCAGCAAAGGUAACUCACCCUCUGAUGAGUCGGAAGAGCGGGAGCGAGACCCCAAGGUCCUGACCUUCCCGGAGUACAUUGCCAGCCUGUCCGAGUCAGGCACCAAGCGUGUGGUGGCUGGGGUCCGCCUGGAGUGCCGAAGUCGGGGCCGGUGCCCUUCAUCCUGCCCACUCUGCCAUGUGACCUCUGGCCCAGACACUCCCGCUGAACCGGUCCUGCUGGAGGUGACCAGGGCAGCGCCCAUCUAUGAACUGGUCACCAACAACCAGACCCAGAGGCUGUUGCAGGAGGCUACCAUGAGCUCCCUUUGGUGCUCUGGCAGCGGAGACGUCAUUGAGGACUGGUGUCGCUGUGACUCCAGCGCUUUUGGGGCUGAUGGACUCCCGACCUGUGCACCCCUCCCACAGCCUGUGCUGCGGCUGUCCACUGAGCAUGAGCCCAGCAGCACCCUGGUUGUGCUGGAGUGGGGCCACUCCGAACCCCCCAUCGGUGUGCAGAUUGUCGACUACCUCGUCCGGCAGGAGAAGGUCACUGAUAGGAUGGACCAUUCCAAAGUGGAGACAGAAACGGUGCUCAGUUUUGUGGAUGAUAUCAUCUCGGGAGCCAAGUCACCCUGCGCCAUGCCAUCUCGAGUCCCCGACAAGCAGCUCACCACCAUCUCUUUGAUCAUCCGCUGCUUGGAGCCUGACACCACCUACAUGUUCACCCUGUGGGGAGUGGACAACACUGGCAGACGCUCCAGGCCGAGUGAUGUGACGGUCAAGACCCCCUGCCCUGUGGUGGAUGAUGUGAAAGCGCAAGAAAUAGCAGACAAGAUCUACAAUCUGUUCAAUGGGUACACCAGCGGCAAGGAGCAGCAGACGGCCUAUAAUACCCUGCUAGAUCUCGGUUCCCCCAGCCUGCACCGGGUCCUCUACCACUACAAUCAGCACUACGAGAGCUUUGGAGAGUUCACCUGGCGCUGCGAGGAUGAACUGGGCCCCAGAAAAGCUGGGCUCGUCCUGUCACAGCUCGGUGACCUGAGUGCCUGGUGUCACGUGCUGCUGCGGGAGCCCCAGAUCAGCCUGCAGCGCGCCUCCCUCAAAUUCCUGGCCUGCCGCUACAGCGAGAUCAAACCCUACGGGCUCGACUGGUCGCAGCUCAGCCGGGACCUCCGCAAGACGUGCGAGGAGCAGACGUUGAGCGUCCUCUAUAACAACUAUGGCGACCCCAAGGACAACUAGGUUGGGACCGCUCAAGGCGGAACCUGGCCCCGCACUGUGGGACUUGCGCAGCGCGAAACUCUUGAUAAGCACGACUGGAAUCGCGGCCUGCCUGCCGCAGGCUAGGCCCCGGCCUCUGUCAGGUUGGUGGCGGGGGCAGCCAGUUGCGGUUGGUCGCCCGCCUCUUUCUUUCCACAAGCGUCAUCCAAGCGUCCCGGUGAGCUGACGCUCCAGGCAGGUGGGGCUGUGCCCCGGGAAGGGUCUCUUGCCCGUGCCAGGUCACAGAGGGCUGCGAGACCCAGGUCUCCGCCUGGGGAGGGGCUGACUGGCAGGUGGGCAGCCCAGUGGGUCACCCAGAGCCAGGAUGCUGAAAGCUGUUCUCUCGCCGCCACCCAAGCUCUCACCUCUAUCCAGCAUUCGUCCGCCUCUGCCUCCAUCCUGGAGCUGAUAGGGCCAUCGGGAUCCCUCAAGAAGGGGUAUUCCCAAAGCUGGGCCUCUCGCCUCCUGGGAUACCUCUGGCUUCUUGGUGCAGGUUGUCCCAGAGCUUGUCUCUGUGCUGGUUCCCUAGGCUGAAAGCUCACCCGUCCCUGGACACACGGAGGUGUCAAGGGCUUCCGCAAGGGCCUCAGGCCCCCCUGCCACCCUGGGCCUGCUGGUGUCAGCCAAGCUCCAGCUCGGUGUGGGAGGGGUCAAUUCCUCCACCUCAGUGGUUCAGCUCAUCUUCACCCUUCAAAGCUUCUGGCUGUUUUUUCCUGCUCACCCUGUUCCGUUACUUGUCUAAUUUUACAAAUCAUUUUUCCUGACGACCUACAGCACCGACACCCGCUCCCAGCCCCCCUCCUUCUUCAGUGAGCCGGGACCAAGGUGCGUGCAAACCUCCCUCACCUGUCACUGAGCUGGGACCAGUGAGUGCGAUGGAUGCAGACACUCUGGGUAGGCAAGCGACAGUGCAGUCAGUGUUAACCCCAGCUGCUCAGACUAGCAGAGCGGGAUGGGCUGGCGGGGCAGGAGAUUGUGGACUCUCGGCCAUUCUUGGAUGGCUCUUGCUCUCAUGGGCCAUGGGCUGUCACUGGGGGACGGUGUUGGAGUGAAGGGGCUGGGCCUCCCGGGUGGGUGGAGGGGCCUUUUGGGGAAGCCCUCACUUCACAGCCUUGAGUUUGGCCAGAGAACAAUCCUUCCUCAUCCCCCCAUGCCCUCAAAAGGGGUAGCAGGACCUUUUCAUUGUUUAAAUACCCCGAGUGGGGAAAUUUCCUCCCUGUCCUGCCAUGCCUCCUGGGGCCUCGUGCAGGGGAGUCUAUCUAGCACCAGUGCAGCUGGGCCCUCCUCUUGGAUCUGAUCUGGGAUGCUGGGUCGUACCUUGGUGGAAAAGGGGUGGGGUGGGGGGUGGAGAGAGAGAGAGAGAGAGAGAGAGAGAGCGCAUGAGCAUGCCACGUGGGUAUGCCCCCUGGUGUAGCUGAGAUGGAUGCUCAUGGGCUGAAAGGAAGAGGAGGGAGAGGAAGAGAUGGAAGAGGACAGAGAGAAGUAAUAAGAGUGGACCAACAGCAUUAUUUGGGGUUUUCCACGUUCCCUCCCCAAGUCUGUUUUUGUCUAGUGUUUGGGGAGUUGUCUCACCUCAGACCUCUGAUGUGUCCACGUUUUUUCCUUCACCUCUCCCUUCACCCUCCUUCUUUGUUCUCUCCCCCACUACCUGGCUUCACCCCAGCACCCCCUCAGUCCCAUGCUGCCACCACCCACCCUCAGGUGAGAGGGAAGGGCAGGGGUGGCAGGUGCAGGCCAGGGCCCUGGAUGGGUUGGGACCAUCUUCAUCUUCACAGCAGGAGGCUGAUCAGCAGUGCAGAUUCCAUCUUCUUUGAGAGGGCUGACACCCCCUCCCCUCCGCUUCCCACCGACCCCUGACCCGCCACUGGACUGAUCCUCUACCACACUGCUGCCUCCCCCAACCCAGUCUCCCAGUGGAGAGACCAGGAAGGGAGGGCACUGGUUGACAGUAUUAAUCCUGAUGUUGCCUGCUGUCCUUGACUGCCAAACCAAAUAAGGUCAGUCAAUCGACGGUAUUUAUUUAGCAUUUCCAGUAUGCAGAGCACCGUGCGGAGCACUUGGGAGAAGACAAUACAGUAGAGUUGGUGGGCACGAUCCCUACCCUCAAAGGAGGUGACGAUCCAGCAUGUCCCUCUGGGACUAGCUGACACCCAGCCCACAGCCCCCGGUUCCUGGGGUCCCGUGGGAUGGGAAUCAUCUCUGGAAGCCGCCCUGGGUGAGCUUGUGUCACCGGGAGGGCCUCUGGCUACUCCCCAGCCAUGGGUUUCUUGUCCACGGAGGCCAAGCUGAUGCCUUUUUUUUUCCUCUCUGCACCGGUGGCGAUUAUGACCGCAUGUCGUGGUAGUUGGCAAUUACCUAAAAACCUAAUGGGGGCCUUUUUACCACUGUGGGUGGGAAGGACGACAGUGCUGAGGCGGGACCAUUUCAGGUAUCGCAGUAUUAUUUUAAAAAAGGUUUUAAAAUAAUUGUUGUAUGAUUGUAAAAAAAAAAAGCAAUCCAGUUGAGAGUGAACCGAGUAUUAAACCAGUCUGUUA